This is a messenger RNA of Oryza brachyantha (malo sina), 1315 nucleotides long. Its product is annotated as peroxidase 2-like. Lineage: Eukaryota; Viridiplantae; Streptophyta; Magnoliopsida; Poales; Poaceae. Bases 25 to 987 code for a protein of 320 amino acids. Gene Ontology annotation, molecular function: heme binding; peroxidase activity. The transcript has 4 exons. The record is from RefSeq and is a predicted model, not a curated record. Gene Ontology annotation, biological process: hydrogen peroxide catabolic process; response to oxidative stress.
CCUAGCUCGAGUGACCGAUCGGCCAUGGCUUCUUCCUGUUCCGUCGUCGUGACGGCCAUCGUCGUGGUGGUGCUGGGCAUGGCCGCGGCGGCGUCGGCUCAGCUGUCGGCGACGUUCUACGACUCGUCGUGCCCGAGGGCGCUGUCGAUAAUCAGGAGCACCGUGAACGCGGCGGUGGCCAGGGAGACCCGGAUGGGCGCCUCCCUGCUCCGGCUCCAUUUCCACGACUGCUUUGUCCAAGGAUGCGACGCGUCGGUGCUGCUGGCGGACGCGCCCAACUUCAGCGGGGAGCAGGGCGCGUUCCCCAACGCCAACUCGCUGAGGGGCCUCGACGUCGUCGACACCAUCAAGUCGCAGCUCGAGGCCUCCUGCAGGCAGACCGUCUCCUGCGCCGACAUCCUCGCCGUCGCCGCCCGCGACUCCGUCGUCGCCCUAGGAGGGCCGUCGUACCCGGUGCUGCUGGGGAGGAGGGACGGCACGACGGCGGUCCAAAUGCAGGCGAACAUCGACCUCCCUGCUCCGACCACCAACCUGGGUAACCUCGUCACCACCUUCGCCAGGAGAGGAUUCAACUCCAGCGAAAUGGUUGUACUCUCAGGAGGGCACACGAUCGGUGCGGCGCAGUGCACCAACUUCCGGUCGCGGAUCUACGGCGAGACCAACAUCGACUCGGCGUUCGCGGCGGCGCUCCGGGGCAGCUGCCCGCAGGCCGGCGGCAACGCCAACCUGGGCGCGCUCGACUCCACGCCCAACGCCUUCGACAACGCCUUCUUCAGGGACCUGAUGCUCGGCAGGGGCCUCCUCCACUCCGACCAGCAGCUCUACGCCGGCGACGGCACCGGCACCGACGCCUUCGUCCGCAACUACGCCUCCAACUCCGCGCAGUUCUUCUCCGACUUCGCCGCCGCCAUGGCCAAGGUGGGCGGCCUCGGCGUGCUCACCGGCUCGCAGGGGCAGGUCCGCCUCAACUGCUCCAGGGUGAACUGACGAUGAGAUCGACAGCAUUGGAUAUAUAUCGGAAGCUGGCUGCGAGCCUGCACACGUAACAUGUGUGCCAACAACUGUGUCUCUACCGUGUACGUUGGUAAAGUCGAAUAAAGCUGUAAGCGUUUCUUUUUUAUAUUAUUUUUCUUUGAGGGGAAUAAAACUAUAGUGUUGAUUAAUAAGUUAAGUGGUUAGUAGUACUACUAGAGUCGUGAAUUUGUGCGUUACAUGGAUAUAUAUUGUUAGUGAUAUUUUGAAAUAUUAAAAGACACUUUUUUAUGGUUUAGUUAUUCAGAAAUUCGUAGUUAAUAAACAUCGAGUUGUUAUUGUU